Molecule: messenger RNA, 2589 nt
Organism: Betta splendens (Siamese fighting fish)
Lineage: Eukaryota; Metazoa; Chordata; Actinopteri; Anabantiformes; Osphronemidae
Gene: ykt6
Product: YKT6 v-SNARE homolog (S. cerevisiae)
Exons: 8
Coding region: 234-830 (198 amino acids)
Biological process (GO): endoplasmic reticulum to Golgi vesicle-mediated transport
Cellular component (GO): Golgi apparatus
Molecular function (GO): SNAP receptor activity
Source: RefSeq, a predicted model, not a curated record
CGUGGUGAUUGGUCACUAAACUGAAUAUUGAAACUAGUAAGUUAGCGCUAACUGCGCUGUCAUUAGGUCACUGGACGCCAGUUGUUCGUAUUAGCAGAUUACGGUUUUUGUGGAAUAGAAAGCUUUAUCCUGUUCUCUUUGCGGGAAUCAAACAAUUUCUUGCUGAUUGCUCUGCUCACCAGAGCUGUGGCACUGUCAUCGUUGUGACUGACCAGAAGUGAUCCAGCGGCAGCAUGAAGCUCUACAGCCUCAGCAUCCUUCACAAAGGACCCACAAAAGCCAACCUCCUCAAAGCGGCCUACGACUUGUCCUCCUUCAGCUUCUUCCAGCGCUCCAGUGUUCAGGAGUUCAUGACCUUUACCAGUGCCUUGAUUGUUGAACGAACAACACAAGGAAGCCGUGCCUCUGUCAAAGAACAAGAGUACCUGUGCCAUGUGUAUGUGAGAAAUGACAACCUGGGUGCUGUGGUCAUUGCAGAUACUGAAUACCCACAGAGAGUCUGUUUCACAUUGCUUGACAAAGUAUUAGAGGAGUUCUCCAGGCAAGUGGACAGUAUAGACUGGCCUUCUGGUAAUCCUGAUACCAUAAACUACAAAGCCCUAGACAUUCAUCUUUCUAAAUACCAGAACCCCAGAGAAGCAGAUGCAAUGACCAAAGUGCAGGCAGAGCUGGAUGAGACCAAGAUUAUUUUGCACAACACCAUGGAAAGUCUGCUGGAGAGAGGUGAAAAGCUGGAUGACCUUGUGGCUAAGUCUGAGCAUCUGGGAAACCAAUCCAAAGCCUUCUACAAGACUGCACGGAAACAGAACUCGUGCUGUGAAAUCAUGUGAUGCUGCUGCCUCGUCCUCGUGGACACACACCUCUCUGCCUUUCUGCUUUUCCUACAACUCCCAUCAUGCACCAGCUCUCAGCACAGAGUAUAGAUGCUGCCUAAUACUGGAUGGGCGCCUGGAUAAGAAAAACAAAGGGUGGAAGGUGGCAGCAAGUCCAGGUGUGAGCAGUACGGAUUUGGACUGAUGGGGGCUGAAGGAGCGAUGGGUUUGGUCAGGGGAAGAAUUAACAUUUGAAUUAUUUUAACCUUUGAGGGUAAACAUCUGUGUGGUGUUUCAAUACCAGCUGAAUACAUUCUGGUGUGACAUAGUGUAUUGGUGAUGUGUUGUCUUCAACCCAUUUAAUAUUUUUCAGAUUGAGUCAGAUCUUAAUAGUUUAAGCUCAGCUCAUACAAAAAUAUUGCUAGUGUUAACCACAGUUGUGCUUCUGCUUUAAGGCAACUCUGACAAUCUCACAGUCUUACUGUAUCUCGUGAAUUCACUCAUGUCACCGUUCUGGUUCUUCAAAAUGCAAACUGUUUGAAAGCGUUUCUUGUAGACCUUGAGUUUUACGCCCACUAGGUGGCAAUGUUUAUUUACUUUACUGUUCCAAUGAGCCUCAACAUUGAGGCCAAUGUAAAAACUCUAAUGUGAGCCAACACAGCAAGUUGUUGCUUGGACAGGUGGAAUCAAAAUCUUUUUAGAAUAUUCCUUCUGUACUGGACAAAAUUACAGCACAGUUUUGCUCUUUUUUUCCUCAUACCAAUUAAUGGAGUCUUAAACAUUCCCACUCGGAUGCCUGUGUAAUUGUGUGAUCGAAAACAUCUUAAAACUGAUGGGAAUUUGAGACUAGAAGUAGUUGAGAGAUAUUUCUCGGUACAUGCAGCCUUAUUGCAAACGCGACUAACAUGACCUCACCUGCUGUUAUCAAGAAUAAUCUAAUAGGCAGAACCUGUAACCUCUUCUGUUUGUAUCACAGCCAACACAUCGUACUUACACAGGUUUUCAGCAUUUAAGCAGCCACUUGCACGUGUGCCGUCUGCGACUGGUCUGUACCUCUCAAACCUUAGAUCACUGGCAUUUUACUUUUAUUUCUUGUUAUUGAGGUGAUCCUCAGAUGUUGUAGCACUGCCUGCUCUUUUUUGUGUACAAGCAUCACCUUAAAAAGAUGUUGGGUCUGGUAAACAACAGACAUGUUGCCUGGUGGCAGUGAUUUCACACCCCGUUUAUUCAUUGGACACUCCACAGCUGACUUUUUGUUUGAACUGCUCUGUGCUUGUAUCAGGUCUAACGCUGUAGAAAUGUCUUUCUUCAUGUCCCACUGAUCGGUUCAAGAUGUAAAGAUGCCUUUGGCUGUGUGUUUUAGGUGUUUCUCUGCUGUGCGUCUGCAUAAGGUUGUAUGGUUUGCUGCAUUGACGUUUGAGUGCCUGUGUGAAUGUGAUCUCAAUUUUCUCUUUCUGCUUUUACAGUGUAAACUUUUGUGCAAUACCUCUGCAGACUGUUUCUUUGAAGUAGAGAGAAUAAAUGGAAAUAUUUCUCAGAGGACAGUAAAUUGGCCUUUCUGUGUAUGCUGUUCUCAUGUCUAAUACCCGUGAUUCUACAUUAUUAAAUUUGUCUUUUCAAGGAUUUAGAUUAACGUGCUGAAAUUUAAAAUCUGGCGUAUAGAUUCAUGCUGUAGCUAUUUGCAGGUCAGAUCUUACUGACCAGUGUGUAAAACAGUCUGCAUUAAACGUUUUGAUCCACAUGUGGUCUGCAAAAUAAACGACUUGAUUUUUGUUGA